Ruditapes philippinarum (Manila clam) is the source of this 5121-nucleotide messenger RNA. RefSeq names its product ankyrin repeat domain-containing protein 53-like. Gene Ontology annotation, biological process: positive regulation of microtubule polymerization; mitotic metaphase chromosome alignment; regulation of mitotic cytokinesis. Gene Ontology annotation, cellular component: spindle pole. The record is from RefSeq and is a predicted model, not a curated record. The coding region runs from base 84 to 1790 and encodes 568 amino acids. Lineage: Eukaryota; Metazoa; Mollusca; Bivalvia; Venerida; Veneridae. The transcript is spliced from 5 exons. Gene Ontology annotation, molecular function: protein binding.
UGUAAAUCAAGCACACCUUUUGUUUACGUUCAACAUGGAAACGGGAUAAAAUUUUCUCUUUUUUUAAAAAUUUAUAAGUUAUCAUGUCCCUUGAAACUCAGACACAGACAGGCGCUUCUGGGUCUGCACGACCUUAUCGGAGACGCCGGACACGCGUGGGAAAUGACAAGAAAAUACAAGAUGACGAAUUCAUGGCCGCCGCAAUCGGCGAUGUUGAGUGGCUAAGGCAGAGUUUGAGAGACCAAAAACUUGAGCAUGGGCAGAUUAAUUAUGACAAAAAUGGACUAACAGCUUUACAUCUAUCAGCAAUACAUGGUAGAUUAGAAUGUUUGAAGCUUCUGAUUGAGAAGUACAAGUUUGACAUCAACUUACCAAGCAGCACUGGAUGGCGGGCCAUUCAUCUAUGUAUCAGUAAUCAAACUGGAAAGAGGGCCAUUCAAUGUCUACAAUAUCUCCUUGAUAAAAAAGCAGAUUCUUCUGUAGGUAAUGAUGAUGGUAUAACACCGCUCCAUCAGGCAGCUAGUGAAGGACAUGUACAAUGUCUUAAGAUGUUAAUUGAUCAUGGAGCUAAAAUAGAUGGAGAAGAUUGUAGGGGACAUACCCCACUUGAUCUGGCAAAACUCUGGGGCCACAGAAAAUGUGCAAGGAUAAUAGCAGCUGAGAUGUGGCAGCAAGGUAAAGACAAUAUUGCGAAGGAAAUGCAGCAGCUUCGUAAACUAAAGAUGCAGCAAGUCCUGCGGGAAAUGGAGCUAGAGGCUGAAUAUAAGGCACAAAACGAGCACUAUAGUGAAGAAGCUUUUAAGAAAUGGCUAUCUAAACAAGGAUUAGAACAGGACAAACCAACUGGUCCGAAGCAUGUGAAGGAAAGAAAAGAGUCUGAUAAGCAAGAGUCCUUGAUGAAAGCAAACAGUGUUUCAACAAAGAGUUCAACUACAGUGAAGAGUAAGGGCAAUUAUAGACGUCCCGAUUCUAUUCCGACAUGGAAAACACCACGGCCUCGAGAAAUGUCCCCGCUGAGUCGAAAAACAACAAAUAUAAGUCAGGUCACUGAAGAGGAGGAUACUGGCUUGUAUGAAAUAGCUGAAAAUAAUGACCAGGUUCAGACUGAAAAACGGGCUAAAAGUGCAGGAUUUGUAAAUCCAACUCCUUGGAAAAUACCGUUAAAAGCCAGCGACCCUCCAUAUAUAACAAACCUUACUGAUGACUAUCCCAGAGAUGACUUCACGAAAAUGCCUUUGGUUGAGUCGGCACCAAAAUACUUUGAUGGACGGGCUGGUCCAAGGUUAUAUAAGAAAGACGUCAAAGAGGGAAGUAUUGAUACUAAAAAGAAGUUACGGAAGCCAAAUGUACCUAAAGAAAUUGCUAAAAGAAUAAUGACUGAUGAUCCAACAUUAGAUGAACGACCUGUUUUAUUUAAACCGAAGCACAUCGCAGAUGUUCAGGUAAAGAAAAAGUAUGGCGAUGAGGUGGUCGGGAAAAGUGAAGUUUCGCUUCAUUUAUGUGACGACAUGUCGUCAUUUUUGUUUAAAAACAGUUUGAAUAAAGGAGCAGACUUUAACGUUGCUUCAAAGGGCAAACCCCUGACAGCGGAACAUCGGAAACUUCUUGAGAACAACAGUAUAUUAGACUCCCAUCCGAGUACGAGGUCCACGUCAACAAGUAACUGGUCAUCAAUAAAAUUCCCGAGGGAACGGGUUCUACAAUCCCUUCACAUAAUGUCAAAGCCAGGUGCAUUUCCAGAUAUGAAAGGCGAAGAAUACAUUAUUGGUAGUGGUCAGAUGACAGUGUAAUCUUGUCCUAGACUGCAAAAUAGAGUGAUAGCAUAAUAUGCUACUAGGUAGUACCAGCGGUUCAAAUUUGUGUACAAGAACAGUAUUUUAUGAGUAGACCUACAUUGUUUGUCUGGUGUUACACCCCUUUACCUCUCUUCCUUACUUGCUGAUUUGUUUUUGCUUUUCAGUUACGUACAUGAUGAAACUAUCUUGCUUUUCAAUUCUAGCAUGACGAAACUAUAGCUUUGUUUUGUGAUGAUUCUGCUGAAUUUGUGUUUUGAAUAUGCAUUGUAUGUGGAGCUAUUUAUAUUUAUUUAGUAAAUCAAAAUAAUUUUGAACAGAUGGCUAAUAUGCAGAUGCUUCUGAAUUCAAAAUUCAUCACUGAUAUAUUUAAAUGUUGAAUUCUGCUUAAGCCGAUGCUAGGGGACGUGGAGGGUAGCUUACAACUUUCAGAACCGUCCAUGAACCGGUUCAAUCAAACAGAGCCUGCAACAUUUUCAAUUUUACUGUCUUGGGCAUUCUUUAGGAAUUUUUUUUCUAUGUUAUGUCACUUUUAUCAUAACUGUCAUGUCAGUGUAAUUCACAAAGUUUUUAAUGUCCUCAAAACAAGACAAACAAAAAAAAUAACCAAAAACAGUAAUGCAUGUUUAUAUAAAAAUAAGUUUUUAUAUCAGAGUAUUCAUUGUAUCUUAGAUUUUGGGUUUUAUAGCAGGGUUUCUUUCAGGUCUGGACUUUUGCAAAUUGGGAUCGAAUGUGUCGAAUUGUUAUUUUUUGAGUAAUUAAGCAGUUUAGAUGUAUUGUUAAAUUUUUAAUAACUGUUGAUUUAUAAUACUUUUUCUGGGUAAAAACUGGAACUUUUCCGUAGAUUUGGAAAGAAUACAUUAAAUGCACCAAUCACUGUUUGUAAAGAUUUAUUUCUUGAAAAUUAAAUGUAAUAUGUAAUGUUGAGAUACAUGCAUACAAAGAUUUUGUCAAAACAUACUGGUUGGGGACCACCAAAACCAGGUAACCACCAAACUCGGACGGCCCCAAAAAUGCUUAAUUUAUUUUUUUCCUUUGUUCAGUGGUUGUCGAUCUAUCAGUCACUUUUUUAACAACAAUAAAUGCAUGUUUCUUCCUAAAUUAAGUAAUUAAAUUUAUUUUAAGGUAAUAUUUUAAUGUCUACUUCAAGAAUGUUGAUGUUGAAAAUUUGGGCGUUAGGAGUGCAAUACCUGAACUCAUAUACCAGUUAUAAUAAACAAUAAAAUAUCCAAAACGUCAGCAAAUGCUGCUAAAAUAUUGUUAAUCAUGUUAGAAAUAAAAAAUUAAAAUACCCAAGCAUUUAAAUGAAUUAAAUAACAUCAUGUACAUAUCUGUCAGGAAGAGCCUCAGAUAUGUCAAUAUAAUCAGAAAUAGUCAAACUACUGUGUUAGUUAGGAGAAGAACCGAGCUGUACUGUGUCAAAUUUUUAGGUCUCUAGGUUUGAAAUUAUGAAAUCUUUAUGGAAAAAUGCUCAAAAAGUGUCCAGUUGAUGGUCCCCGACCAGUAGUGCAGUUUAUUUACUAAUAAAAUGCUGUUUUACUUUUCAAUAAAUAAAUUUCAACUACCUUUUUUAUGCAAAAAAAAACUGCUUGUAAACAGAUGUUAACAAGCACAUCUUUUAUGUACUUAGAAUUGUGUUUUAACUACUUGAAUAGCCAUCUGUUAUACUUAAUUGAGCACCUUAUUUAAUUUUUACAAGUGUUGAAAUGUUUAUCUUGUGCAUCUAUUAUUUUAAAUUCACACAUUGUUAUAUACAACUUUAUUUCACUGCCAUUAUAAUCUUUUAAGCUUUAUCAUGUUAAUCAAAUCUUGAUACAUGUAUUUUUUUUAAACAUGUGUCCUAAGCCUUAGUUUAACCCCUUGUUCUGUUGAUCUUCUUAUACGGACUUGUCCUGGUUCUAUUUUCGUUAUUUUCAUUAUCAAUUUUGGGUUAAGCAAGAAGAAAUAUUGAAGCAUGUUAGCCAGCAGUAUAGAGCCUGGCCCUGUGUUCACAAAGAAUUGAGGAUCAGAAUCAAAUUUAAAACCUCAAAAAUAUUAUCCAUAAAUCAUGUAAUUGUUUAUCUUCAUAUGUUAAAUAUCUAAUAUUUUCUGAUAAAAGUAGACUUAAAUUAACAUGUUUAUGAAAUUUUAGAAUAUAUUUAUUGCUAUUUUUGAAAGAUAUGAGCAUUUUACAACUAAUCCAUAUUUUAAUCUGAAUCCUAAAGUUAAUCCUUAUUUUGUUCCAAUUAUGUUUGUAUUUGUUUUGUUACUCAUCGAUUUUAUCCUAAAUAGGUUUACUUCUUUUCAAAUCAGCAAUUUUUUACAUUUUAAAUAUGUACCAUAUCAAGCAAAAUAUGAUCAACUUUAGUUUUAUAAAACAGUGAAAAUAUAAUCAGGAUCAUUUGAUCCUAAUAUCCUGAUCUUUUUUUUGUGAACACUAGUCCUGGUCAGACUGCAUAGAUAUGCAAACUGGUCUGGCUCUAUACUUGUGGCAAAGUUCUUCUUUCAUUCCUACAUUGUAAUACUUAAAUGCCUUAAUAAAUUGUGAUUACUGCUGUUACAAAGUAAAUCUGUGAUAUGUAUGUUUUAGAUGUUUAUAUUUGCCGUGUCACAACAAAACCAACAUAGUGCGUUUGAGACCAGCAUGGAUCCAGACCAGCCUGUGCAUCUGCGCAGUCUGAUCAGGAUCCAUGCUGUUCGCUAUCAGUUUCUCUACUUGUAAUAGAGUUGGUAAGCGAACAGCAUGGAUUCUGAUCAGACUGUGCAGAUGCCCAGGCUGGUCUGGAUCCAUGCUGGUCGCAAACGCACUAUGUUUGUUUUGUCAUGGCGCGGCUCAUAUUUGUUUAUUAUUAACUUACAAAAUUGAAAGAAUAGGAUAAAAUAUUUCAAUUUGUGGGGGUAGUGUUAUCACAUAAUGAAAAUGAAAACAUUGAAAAUCUGUAAAUCAGAACUGUAUUAGAUCUAUAUUUAUUAUAUUGUCUUUGAUAGUGUAUGUUCAUUUUAUGAAAAACAAUGCUUAAAAGAAUGAAUGUCACAUGAAUAGUGAAUAUUUCUGUACUUUUUAAAUUCUUUAUCUUUUUUUUACAAAUUUUGAUUUUUUUUUAAAAUACAUUCUCUUUCAGAAGCUUGCAGCUUUAAGUGUUUGCUUAAUUUAUAGUUCUGAUUUUUUUUGUAAUUAUUAAACAGGGUUUAUAGAAUAUAUUGUGUACACUUUACUACCGUUAGUGUUUUGUUAAAGAUAUCAAGUUAUAGGAGUGAAUAAACAGAAAAUUUAUUGUUGAAAUGUUAAGAAGGUUAUCAAAAAAAAAAUUUUGUUUAGAAAUUUAUCAAUAAAUUUUCUCUCAGAAGA